AUGGCGUCGUCGGUAGACGCCCCCGCGCCCACAGCAGCAGCAGCUUCGGCUUCGGUGGCUCAGAGUCAGUCAAGGCCUCAGAGAAGCCAUAGGGGCGGAAGAGGCAGAGUAUCCCAUCGUCGAGGAAGAGGAAGAGGCGAUGCGCAUACAGAUGUGAAUGGGACAGCGGCGCAACCGCAGCAGCAACCGACGCAGCAACUGACACAAGAUCAACCACACGAACAGCAACAGAGAUCGAGAGGAGGACGAGGCAGAGGGAGAGGGAGAGGGAGAGGAAGAGGCGCCGCUCACGCCGGCCGGUCAGAAGUAGUCACGACAAGGACGUUUCGUGGCAGGUUAACACAGCCAAACGAGCCGUCGUCCUCGAGACCAAACACCAACGGCACGUCCCAGGAUCAGAAACACAGUGACGCAGCUGAGUCUUCUUCCCUGCGGCCUGAUGCGUCGGUAUUUGUGCCCGGACAGCCUCAUAAGUCCCCUCAUCCGCCUGAAUCCUCUUCCCCUUCGAAACAGCCUCGACGGCAGCACCCGAAGAAACCUACCAAGCCUCUCACAAAGUCGGUUGCGGAUAACAUCACCACGCGGAUCCACGAGGAUAUCUCAAACAACCUAUAUGAAUGUCCCAUAUGCACGUCUGAGCUUGGCCCCAGAUCAAAGGUCUGGUCCUGCAGACAGUGCUGGACUGUCUUCCACCUCCACUGCAUCAAGAAAUGGUCGACUAACGAGGGAUCCGCGCAUACAAGACCGCGAGACCAGGAGCAACAAGAUGACUCUGAGCUUCCACCUGCUCGCCAGUGGAGAUGUCCCGGCUGUAACCUGCCUCAGGACACUCUUCCAUCAGGGUAUACUUGUUGGUGUGAGAAGGAGAUGGAUAUCAGAUCUGUUCCUGGCCUGCCACCCCAUUCAUGUGGCCAGUCAUGCUCUAGAUCAAGGGAAGGAUGUCCUCACCCUUGUGAUUCAGUUUGUCAUGCUGGCCCCUGUGCCCCUUGUCAGGCUAUGGGCCCCGUACAAAGCUGCUACUGCGGAAGACAUGAGACCCAGAAGAAAUGUGUAGACACAGACUACGUUGCUGGUUGGAGCUGUAAAGAGACCUGUGAAGAGCUUCUUCCAUGUCUACAACACACCUGCCAACGCGCAUGCCAUGAAGGCCUUUGUGGAGAGUGUGAAGAGCUAGUUCCAGCAAGAUGUUACUGCGGCAAAGUUACUAGUCAGAUACUGUGCAGUGUCACGGAAGAAGAAAGAGAGUCCCGGAAUCAGGAAGAAACCUGGACAGGUUCUUUCACCUGUCCGGAUGUUUGUGGCAGACUAUAUGAUUGUGGAAUCCAUCACUGUGAAAAAUCCUGUCAUCCACAGGACGCCCUCCCUUCCCACUGCCCUACAGCCCCCGAUACGAUCUCCCACUGCGCCUGUGGGAAGACCAAGCUUGCCGGUAUGGAUGUCGAACCACGCGAGGCUUGUACGGAUCCAAUCCCCAACUGCCAGAAGAGUUGUGAUAAACCCCUGAGAUGUGGCCAUGCUUGUCCGAAGCCAUGCCACACUGGCCACUGCCCACCAUGUUACCUGACCACGGAAGUCUCUUGUAUGUGUGGACGAACUACGGCAAAAACACUCUGCCACCAGGGCAAGACAGAAGCUCCUUCGUGUAUGCGCGUGUGCAAGGCUACGCUGAAUUGCGGGAGACAUGCCUGUGGUGAACAUUGCUGCACUGGCGAACGCAAAGCUAUAGAACGCCUCGCUACUAAGAAGAAGCUCAAGUCCAUGAAUGUUCGACAGACUGAUGAAACCGACAUUGAGGCAGAGCAUAUCUGCACGCGAGUGUGCGGGAGACUUCUCAAGUGUGGUACCCAUGAGUGCCAGGAGCUAUGUCAUCGAGGCCCCUGUGCCAGAUGUCCAGAGGCUAUAUUCCACGAAGUUACCUGUAACUGUGGCAGAUCUGUUCUCUAUCCUCCUUUACCCUGCGGAACAGGACCGCCUGCUUGCAACUUCAACUGUGGCCGAUCCAAACGAUGCGGCCACCCCCAGACCCCACAUAACUGCCACACAGACGAUGAGCCUUGUCCAAAGUGUCCAUUUUUGACGGAAAAGAAAUGUCUAUGCGGGAAGAAGGUGCUCAAGAAUCAGCCUUGUUGGUUGGUUGAUGGUAGAUGCGGGCUUAUUUGCGGCCAGGAACUCCAGUGUGGCUCCCAUACGUGCAAGAAGGAGUGUCAUCGCCCUGGUGACUGUGAAGACUCGGUAACCAGUUGCCAACAGCAGUGCGGAAAGAUCAAGAAGCAGUGCUCUCAUAUCUGCACUGAGCCAUGCCAUGCGCCAUUCCCAUGUCCAGAGAAGACCCCAUGCCAGUCAAAGAUUAUAAUUACAUGCCAGUGUGGACGGAUUAAGCAGGAAAAACGCUGCGGUGCAACCAAGGAUAAGGAUCGCCAGGGACAAGAAGCUCCGUCUUCUCUUCCCUGUGACGAAGAGUGUGGUCGAAUCCAGCGUAAUCGCACCAUUGCCUCUGCCUUUGGACUUGAGGUCGAUCCAUCCGUCACCACAGCUGCAUCUGAGCCACUCACUCUCGAGAACCUCCCUUACUCCAAGGAAACCCUCGACUUGUACAUGGAACUGGCCUCGUCUUCCUCCCUCUCGACAAUGGAAACCUACGAAUCCAAGCUCUACGAACUGGCGCUCAGCAUGACAGACCGUUCAACUCGCUUCCCACCUGCUCGCGCCAAUUUCCGCGCCUUCAUCCACUCGCUUGCAGAAGACUGGGGCUUCAAAUCCGAGAGCCUCGACCCAGAGCCCCAUAGACACGUCGUCGUCUUUAAAUCUGGCGGUUGGUUGCCUCCCUCCCUCGCCGGGCCGGGAGUAGGUAUCCGAGGAAUCAGCGUAGCCGACUGCGCCAAGUUCCGUGACAGAGAACGACUAAAGGAAAGAGCUGCCAAACGAGAAGCAGCCGCUGAACGCGCUAGGCUCGAAACCGCCAUUAGAGAGGCAGCUUCCGCCAGUGCCAAUGACGGAUGGGCACAAGUUGUAUCGAGAAAGCGCCCGGGAACAAGCAGCAGCCCUGCUGAACCUUCUCAUUAUGGGUUUGGAGGUACCACGCCCAAAGACUCGAAGGGGAAGCUGGUUCUGCGCAGCGGUAUCGGAUCCGGGCGAAACGUUGGCUCUACCUCGCGAUUUGGCGCCUUGGGAAUGGUUGAUGCUGAUGCUGAUGCUGAGCCUGAUGGCCAUGCUGAAGAAGACGUAGUCGAAGACUGGGAGGAAGAAGUUGCACGUGAAGAGCGAGAGAUGGAGCAGAAAAUGGAGACGAUGGAUGUACAGCACGAUGGAGACGCUCCCUCUGCUUAA
Messenger RNA from Nannizzia gypsea CBS 118893, 3327 nucleotides. Its product is annotated as transcriptional repressor NF-X1. Gene Ontology annotation, cellular component: nucleus. NCBI's taxonomy places the organism in Eukaryota, Fungi, Ascomycota, Eurotiomycetes, Onygenales, Arthrodermataceae. Gene Ontology annotation, molecular function: DNA-binding transcription factor activity, RNA polymerase II-specific; RNA polymerase II transcription regulatory region sequence-specific DNA binding; zinc ion binding. The transcript has a single exon. The record is from RefSeq and is a predicted model, not a curated record. The coding region runs from base 1 to 3327 and encodes 1108 amino acids. Gene Ontology annotation, biological process: negative regulation of transcription by RNA polymerase II.